Rattus rattus (black rat) is the source of this 1288-nucleotide messenger RNA. RefSeq names its product activator of basal transcription 1 (gene Abt1). Gene Ontology annotation, cellular component: nucleolus. Gene Ontology annotation, biological process: endonucleolytic cleavage in ITS1 to separate SSU-rRNA from 5.8S rRNA and LSU-rRNA from tricistronic rRNA transcript (SSU-rRNA, 5.8S rRNA, LSU-rRNA); endonucleolytic cleavage in 5'-ETS of tricistronic rRNA transcript (SSU-rRNA, 5.8S rRNA, LSU-rRNA); endonucleolytic cleavage to generate mature 5'-end of SSU-rRNA from (SSU-rRNA, 5.8S rRNA, LSU-rRNA). Lineage: Eukaryota; Metazoa; Chordata; Mammalia; Rodentia; Muridae. Gene Ontology annotation, molecular function: RNA binding. Bases 48 to 854 code for a protein of 268 amino acids. The transcript has 3 exons. The record is from RefSeq and is a predicted model, not a curated record.
CAUCAGAUGGCGACAGAUUUGCAGCUGUCGUGCUUCCUAUAUCUGCCAUGGUCAAAGUAGGAAAGCUGGCGGAGGAGCAAAAGGCGGCGAUGGAGGAAGAGGAAGAGGUGAAUGCAGAGGCGGCGGAGGAGCUGGAGGAGGCCGAGGAAGCGUCCUGCAACGGCAGCAAGAAGAAGGUAGUUCCGGGUAUUGUGUACUUGGGCCACGUCCCGCCGCGAUUCCGGCCCCUGCACGUUCGCAACCUGCUCAGCGUCUACGGUGAGGUGGGACGCGUUUUCUUCCAGGCCGAGGACCCCUUUGUGAGACGAAAAAAGAAGGCAGCCGCGGCUGCAGGAGGAAAGAAGGGAGCUAAAUACAGCAAGGACUAUACCGAAGGCUGGGUGGAGUUCCGAGACAAACGCAUAGCCAAGCGAGUGGCAGCUAGUCUACAUAACACGCCCAUGGGUGCCCGCAAGCGCAGUCCCUUCCGUUAUGACCUGUGGAACCUCAAGUAUUUGCAUCGUUUUACUUGGUCCCACCUCAGUGAACACCUUGCCUUUGAGCGCCAGGUACGAAGGCAACGCCUGAGAGCAGAGGUUGCCCAAGCAAAACGAGAGACUGACUUCUAUCUUCGAAACGUAGAACAGGGACAACGCUUCCUUGCAGCUGAUGGGGAUGCUACUCGACCAAAUAGCUCCUGGACAUUUACUCAACGUCCCACUGAGCAGGAGCUGAGGGCCCAGAAAGGAGCACGGCCAGGAGGGCGGGAACGAGCUCGGCUGGCCACAGUCCAGGACCAGGCCCGAUCCAACAGAGGGCUACUUGCCAGGAUCUUUGGGGCCUCUCUGCCUGCAGAGAGCAGGAAAGAACCGUAGCCUAUAAGGGACUACUAAUGGAAGAAGAAAUGCCUGCCAGCCCUGCCUCCUUCUCAUCUGCCUCCUGCAGAGUGUAACCAUCUAGGCAGAUGUUUGCUCUGUUCCACAGAUCAAGAGUCUGGUAAAAGGCCUUUUUUGUUGGUGUCUUUUACCCACUUUGACCAAAUCUUUUAAGUGCCAGUCUGAGAACUUUACUCAUACUAUCCAGGAUGAAGACCACUGUAGGUGCCUGCUGUGUUUGUCAUCUGAUUGCCUGCCUCUUUCUCAGUGGGCACCUAAUAGUUUCUGGCUGGAAAGAAUAGACUUGCCUUCCACUAGGGUAGUGGUCUGUGGUCUUUGUUCACUGUAGUGGCGGGCUGAAUUAACAGGAAUUGGAUUUGUGGUCCAGUUUGUGGUUUAUGUUUGAAAAUAAAAAAUAAUUUAUAUGCUUUUUA